AUGGCCAGCUCAAGGCAAAUCCCACCCAGCAAGAUGCCGGGGCCGGAUUUUGCGUCAUCGCUCCCCUCGUCCUUCAGGACAGGGUCGCCCAUCGCGCAGGAAAUAGUGGCAAGAGACAUUGCCGAAUGCUCAGAAGACGGUAUCGUCAACGACGCAUUCCGUGACGGGUCUGAGUCGGACACAGAAUCCGAGGAUGGUCCCACGCUGUAUCGGCAGCCCGUAGGUAUUGCCUUUGGCUAUCGACGACCCAGCCUUCUCCCUGAGCCUUUGGAGGAACCGGUCCUCACCAAAGUGGAGAAGAAGCAGUCCCGGAAUGAGGAGCGCAGUUUGCUUCGGGAUAACCACAUCCUGCCUCCUAAACAUGCCGUGGAAGCGGAGCCCAGUCGUUUCACGAGCAUGUACAAUCGGUUGUUCAGCACCAAAGUCCGCAAGACGCCAGGUGGUGACGAUGUUCCCCAGAUCACGGUAGAUGCUUCUGAGACUUCGCCGCUCCUGCCAGGCGGGGGAACUGCUGGUGCUCUUCCAGAAGAGCACCUGACCGAGCAAUGGGAGGCUGCUGUGGCGUCUGGCAAGAUCCAGACUACAUGGCAGAGGGAGGCCAAAACUCUUACCGUUUAUUCUCGGUCUCUCAUCGUCACUUUUGUUCUGCAGUACAGCGUCAACAUUGCCAGUAUUUUUGCUGUUGGACAUAUAGGCAAAAUUGAGCUGGGCGCUGUUAGCUUGGCUUCCAUGACCGCCAACAUCACAUGCUACGCUCCAUUUCAGGGGCUGGCAACAAGCUUAGACACCCUCUGUGCACAGGCGUAUGGCUCCGGUCACAGACAUCUCGUAGGCUUGCAGUUCCAACGGAUGACGUACUUUCUGUGCACCCUCAUGAUCCCCGUCGCUAUGCUGUGGGUUUUUGCAGAGGACAUUCUACUCAAGAUCAUUCCAGAGCCUCUCUCGGCCGAACUGGCUGGUCUUUAUAUGAAAAUCAUAAUCGCCGGCCUUCCAGGUUUCAUUUUCCUGGAAAGCGGAAAGCGGUUCGUCCAAGCUCAGGGGCUGUUUCACGCGACCACUUAUGUUUUACUAAUUGCCGCUCCCAUUAACGUUUUCCUCAAUUGGCUGUUGGUCUGGUAUUUGGGCUGGGGAUUCGUCGGUGCACCCAUUUCCAUAGCCAUCACACAGAACUUGAUGGCGGUAUUAUUACUGCUCUACGUCAUGUUUGUGGAUGGGUCGCAGUGCUGGGGUGGGUUCAAUUCGAGAGCUCUGACAAAUUGGGGGCCAAUGGUCAGGCUCGCGCUCCCAGGCAUGAUUAUGGUUGCGGCCGAGUGGCUAGCUUUUGAAGUGUUAACUCUAGUGGCCUCUCAGUUUGGCACGUCAUACUUAGCCGCCCAGAGCAUCUUAGUCACCCUGACGAGCACCACCUUUCAAAUUCCCUUUCCAUUAUCCAUCGCCGCCUCGACGCGCGUCGCAAACCUCAUCGGGGCCAAGCUCGUCCCGGCCGCCAAGACGUCCGCCAAAGUCGCAUUUGGCGGCGCCUGUUUGGUUGGAAUCUUCAAUAUGACCCUGCUCUCCAGCUUGCGGUACCAGCUACCCUUGCUCUUCACCAAGGACGAGGAGGUCAUCUCCAUCGUGGCCAAAAUUAUGCCGCUUUGCGCGUUCAUGCAGAUUUUCGAUGGCUUGGCCGCCAUGUCUCACGGAUUGCUACGUGGGAUAGGAAGGCAGCAUUUUGGGGGGUACGCGAACUUGAUCAGUUACUACUUGAUCGCUUUACCCAUCUCUUUUGCUACCGGGCUGGGACUUGAUUGGAAGCUCGAGGGACUCUGGCUCGGGGUGACCAUUGGUUUACUUGUGGUUGCGGCAGUUGAGUUUUGGUACAUAUGUGUCAGUGACUGGAAGCAGUCGGCGAGAGAGGCUGAGCGUCGUAACGCGGCUGGAUGA
This is a messenger RNA of Pseudomassariella vexata, 1923 nucleotides long. RefSeq names its product MATE efflux family protein. Gene Ontology annotation, biological process: xenobiotic detoxification by transmembrane export across the plasma membrane. The transcript has 4 exons. The record is from RefSeq and is a predicted model, not a curated record. Gene Ontology annotation, molecular function: antiporter activity; xenobiotic transmembrane transporter activity. NCBI's taxonomy places the organism in Eukaryota, Fungi, Ascomycota, Sordariomycetes, Amphisphaeriales, Pseudomassariaceae. Gene Ontology annotation, cellular component: membrane. Bases 1 to 1923 code for a protein of 640 amino acids.